Hypoxylon fragiforme is the source of this 2910-nucleotide messenger RNA. RefSeq lists its product as uncharacterized. The transcript is spliced from 2 exons. NCBI's taxonomy places the organism in Eukaryota, Fungi, Ascomycota, Sordariomycetes, Xylariales, Hypoxylaceae. The record is from RefSeq and is a predicted model, not a curated record. The coding region runs from base 737 to 2527 and encodes 596 amino acids.
GGGGAAGAAGGAACAGUUGAAUACUCGAACUCUCUUCUUUGCAACUUUGGGGAAUCUUUGGGAACUAAAACCAAAUUCCCGCUUCUGAUUUUCAAACAACAGGGACUUCCCAUGAUGUCUCUUAAAUUCAACUGCGUUUGCUGCGACUACAUACAUCACUUACAUCACUUACAUCACUUACAUCACAUAGUAGCAUAAGGGAAAGAAGUGAAGUUCCGAGAAACAUCACAAUCGCAUUCAUAUUCAUUAUUCACAUUUUACAUUGAUUGAGCCUGUUUUUUUUUUUUUGGUCGGGUCUUGUCUUGUCUUGAUUGAUUAAUUGAUGAACUAAGGUAGUCAAGGCCAAGCAAGCUAGUUCGCCAUAUCUUUUUUUAUCUUCCUUCUUUUUUUUUCCUAGAGACGAAAGAGAGAAACGAAACGAAACAAAACAGAUCAAAGAUAAGAGAGAGAGAGAGAGAGAGAGACAAUAAACAAGUGAGACAAAUAGACGAGACACACGAAGAGCUGCUGUGACACCUGCCAGUCAUAAGGUCCAGCUUCAUAGGCUCGAUACCAACUGAAAUACCUCCAGGGCUACAUACCUUCUAACCUACCUAACCCUACCCAGGGACUAGGUAGUGUAUACACUUGAUAGGCUCGGCUUUUUGUAAGCCACUCGUAUUUGGGGGUUCCUGUUUUAUAUCUGAGAGUUGCACGUUUCAUUAUUUUAGAAAGCAACAGCCUCAUUCCCUUAACCAUGUUUGGGGGAUUAUCCACCUUUGCCCCGGUUCAACCCAUCGGCCCGCCGCCAAAGAACGUGCCCCCUCCUACUCCCAUCAACUUACCGCGAUGCAAUCCUCAACUAUCAGAUUCAUCAGCUCGGGAGUCUCCGCCAUCUGUUGUUCAACUUCUACAAGGACUUCAUCGUGCUACCGACCUCAAUGAGUCUCACUUAGCCGCGCUUGGUAUACAAGUACAUACCGAUGCUCCGGCCGAGGAUGUUGUCCCUCAUCCAUCUUACUUGCCCCCACUCUCCGGGUGGGAUGGUAUGACCUUAGACGAUGCGCGCCGAAAAGAUGAAACUUUUCGUCGCAAGCUUGUACAUGGAGGCCUCUCUCCUGAAGCUCGUGUCUAUAUGGAGCGCCGCGCCGAACUCUCUGUGGCAAACCAGGCUGCCUUUCGCACCGUUCGCCGCCUCAAGCCCGAGCCAGGAAAGCAGCCACCCCGACUAGGAAAUUGCUAUGAAUUCUUCAAGCAGAUGGAAAUGAUGGCCGCUUUCUGGGAUGACACCUCGCUUCCACCCCUCUCCAGUGACAACCUGGACGAAUCACCGGCAGCACCACCUCCUUCCACAGAUGCGGGUUCCGAGCAACCUACCACUGGACCUACCACCGGUGCAGCUCCCGAGUCCAACGCUCGUUCUGAACCAGAGUCGGAUGCUAAAGAAAAAGAGCCCGAGCGCGUCACAUACCGCUCCGAUGUCGGCUCCAAUAUGCCACCUGAGUUCCGCCAUAACAUGAUAUCGGCUUUCAUCAAGCUGGUUUCCUACGAUUUUGGCUGCAACGUGGUUCCACCCAGAGUCGAGCCGCGCUUGCAACUUCUUUCACCCCCACGUAAAAAGAGUCCAAAGUCCAGGGCCUUCGCCUCUCAGGUAGCGUCUUACUUCCCAUGCGGAUGCGUAUUUUUGUGUAAGAUGCCUGUCACCCGGGAAGCCGCCCGUGCGGGUGUUGUAGAAGGUCCCAUAGCGGCGGUGUCGGCACGUAAUAUAACCAGUUUCUCCACUCCAGAAGAGGCCAAUGUAGACUUUGGACGGGAGCUAAUCGCCGCUCUGAUUACGGCACAGCAUCGCGCCCGCGAAGGUCAGCCCGAGAAACGGUUCGGUGAGGGAAAAUGGUGGGCCACGGAAAAGAGGUGGGGUGGAGGCGAGGGCGGUCCCAUAGGACGGGAAGUUGACGGUGAUGGCAUCGUGGGCGACAAGGAUGUCGUCCAGUCUCCUUCUGAGGAUGGCACUGGCAGCAGUGGUAGCUCCCGGAAACCCCCAUCGGUGCAAAAGCUAGGCCCGACUUCCCCCUCUCAGGAAAAACCGGGUAGACCCAUGCCUAUUCCCAUGCGCGGACAGCCCUUGAGCAAGAAGCCCCGAAAAAACAUGAGCAUUUACGAUAAUUACCGCAUGAUACGCCUGCCGAUGACCAACUGGGACAAGAAGACCAAGUUUGAGGCCAUCGGCAAGGUCAAGGGCGCCGAUUACGACGACGUUUUCGUCAUGAGUAGUCUAUUCCAUCAUCUCAGCAUACUGAGAGUUCGCGUGCCGACGCGCCUUCUCUCUGUUCUUGGUGGUGAGCCAGAGGACCAGGAUAAGCCGCGGAGUUGGGGCAAGUUGGAGAUCUGGCGCAGCAAGUGGCACGACUUGUUCCUUGUCGAGGAGCGGCUCGAGGCUGUGCGCCUCCUGUGGGGUAUCAUGACUUGGGCUAUGCGGAAGGAUGAUGAUGAGGGGAAUGGGAAGGACACUGCCGGUGCCACUGGGGAUGUCCUGAUGAAGGAUGUCUAAAGGCCGAUUGCUCUGACUUGGGUGGGGUCUUUGAUUGGGAUAGAGGAUCGCCCACGGGUAUCUGGAUGGACGGUACCUAAUAACUGCGGCCUCCGUCAGUUGUUUAUGGGGUGGGAAAUACAGGGGUAAACGGCUAGCUAGGUAGCUAUCCACCCUCUCUUUGGAUCUCUGGAUCUCGAUGAGGGAUCUAGAUUAACUAGGUUUCCGUAGUAAGUCAGUAGGCUUCACUCAUGCGAAUGAAUACUGAACUUACUUGGAUAUAUGAAUCAAGAAUACGAAUGAGUAAUGAGUAAUGAGACCAAUCUCCCUUCUACCUUCUUUUCCCUAGGUCUUGGGCCUUUUGAGUCUUGUGAGUAUACCUAAUAUGCAUGAUGGUUUGCAUG